Molecule: messenger RNA, 5080 nt
Organism: Rhinichthys klamathensis goyatoka
Lineage: Eukaryota; Metazoa; Chordata; Actinopteri; Cypriniformes; Leuciscidae
Product: kalirin
Exons: 33
Cellular component (GO): cytoplasm
Molecular function (GO): guanyl-nucleotide exchange factor activity; protein binding
Source: RefSeq, a predicted model, not a curated record
CAUAAGAAGCGAAAGGAGCGAUCGCAGGAGGAGAGGCGCAUCUGGAGACAAUAGAAGGCAAUGCAGAGCUGCGCUUUGUCGCUCUGAUCGAGGGCUGUGCAGUCAAAACACAGACAUAUAGAGAUGAUGGAGCGCUAAAUCUGGAUAUAUUUCUCGUUAUUUUGAUUUGUGAGAUCUGAGAGGAAAGAUGAAUCCUGCUGAAGCGGCGGAGGACGGACCCACUGAUUCAGACACGGAUGCGUUCUUCAAAACAGGGUCUUUCAGAAGUGAAGGCAUAGUGAAGGCGUCUGAUGUCCUUCCUGUACUGAGGGAAAAACUAGCGUUUGUAUCAGGAGGUCGUGAUAAGAGAGGUGGCCCCAUCCUGACCUUUCCCGCUAGGAGUAACCAUGACCGAAUAAAACAUGAGGACCUGAGACGACUUGUAACAUACCUGUCAACUGUGCCCAGUGAGGACGUGUGUAAGAGAGGUUUCACUGUGAUUAUUGAUAUGCGCGGUUCUAAGUGGGAACUGAUAAAGCCGUUACUGAAGACCCUGCAAGAAGCGUUUCCAGCUGAGAUCUGCGUCGCUCUCAUCAUCAAACCAGACAACUUCUGGCAGAAACAGAAGACCAACUUUGGCAGUGCCAAGUUCACCUUUGAGACUAGCAUGGUGUCUGUGGAGGGUUUGACCAAACUAGUGGACCCGUCUCAGUUAACGGACGACUUUGAGGGAUCUCUGGAAUAUAAUCAUGAGGAAUGGAUUGAGCUCCGGGUCGCUCUCGAGGAGUUCCUGGCCAGUGCCGUUCACCUCCUCUCCCGCCUGGAAGAUCUGCAGGAGAUGUUGGCUAAGAAGGAGUUCCCGGUGGACGUGGAGGGAUCUCGGAGACUCAUCGAUGAGCACACUCAGCUGAAGAAGAAGGUGAUGAAGGCUCCUGUGGAAGAGCUGGACCACGAAGGUCAAAGACUGUUGCAGUGUAUCCGCUCCAGUGAUGGCUUCUCAGGGAGGAACUGUAUUUCUGGAAGUGCCGACUUCCAGAGUGUGGUUCCGAAGAUUGCCAGUCUGCUGGAUAAACUCCACAGCACCAGACAGCACCUGCACCAGAUGUGGCACCUAAGAAAACUGAAGCUGGAUCAGUGUUUUCAGCUCCGACUGUUUGAACAGGAUGCAGAGAAGAUGUUUGACUGGAUCAGUCACAAUAAGGAGUUGUUUCUUCAGAGCCACACAGAGAUCGGUGUGAGCUACCAGCAUGCUGUGGAGCUACAGACUCAGCACAACCACUUCGCCAUGAACUCCAUGAAUGCAUAUGUGAACAUAAACCGCAUCAUGUCAGUGGCGUCCCGGCUGUCGGAGGCAGGUCACUACGCGACUCAGCAGAUCAAGCAGAUCAGCACUCAGCUCGAUCAGGAGUGGAAGAGCUUUGCCGCUGCUCUUGAUGAACGCAGCACCAUCCUUGCCAUGUCUGCUGUCUUCCAUCAGAAAUCUGAGCAGUUUCUAUCUGGUGUGGAAGCAUGGUGUAAGAUGUGCAGUGAGGGUGGGCUGCCAUCAGAAAUGCAGGAUCUGGAAUUGGCCAUUCAUCAUCAUCAGACGCUCUAUGAACAGGUCACUCAAGCUUAUACAGAGGUGAGUCAGGAUGGUAAGGCUUUGCUUGACGUUCUUCAGCGGCCGUUGAGUCCUGGUAACUCAGAGUCUCUGACUGCAACAGCUAACUACUCUAAAGCCGUGCACUGUAUUCUGGACGUGGUCCAUGAGGUCCUGCAUCACCAGAGACGUCUGGAGAACAUCUGGCAGCACCGUAAAGUUCGUCUGCAUCAGAGACUGCAGCUCUGUGUCUUCCAGCAGGACGUCCAACAGGUGAUUGACUGGAUAGAGAACCAUGGAGAGGCUUUCCUCAGUAAACACACAGGUGUGGGCAAAUCCCUGCACAGAGCCAGAGCCCUCCAGAAACGCCAUGAUGACUUUGAGGAGGUGGCACAGAACACUUACACUAAUGCAGAUAAACUCCUGGAAGCGGCUGAGCAGUUGGCCCAGACGGGCGAAUGUGACCCUGAGGAGAUCUACAAGGCAGCGCGACACCUGGAGGUCAGGAUCCAGGACUUCGUGAGGAGAGUGGAGCAAAGAAAACUACUGCUGGACAUGUCCGUCUCCUUCCACACGCACACUAAAGAGUUAUGGACGUGGAUGGAGGACCUGCAAAAGGAGCUGCUGGAGGACGUUUGUUCGGACUCGGUUGACUCGGUUCAGGAGCUGAUAAAACAGUUUCAGCAGCAGCAGACGGCCACACUGGAGGCCACACUCAACGUCAUCAAAGAGGGAGAAGACCUCAUGCAACAGCUCAGAGACUCGGCGAUGAGCAGUAAUAAGAUGCCUCACACGAGCUCUAUCGCUCACAUCGAGGGCGUCCUACAGCAGCUAGAGGAGGCCCAGGGCCACAUGGAGGAACUUUUCCAUGAGAGGAAGAUCAAACUUGACAUAUUCCUGCAACUGCGCAUCUUUGAGCAGUACACCAUUGAGGUAACAGCAGAGUUAGACGCGUGGAAUGAGGACCUGGUCCGACAGGUAAACGACUUUAGCGCAGAAGAACCCAGUCUGGCCGAACAGAGACUCCAGCGGCACGCGGAGAGAAAGCUGGCCAUGAACAACAUGACCUAUGAGGUUAUGCAGCAGGGGCAAGACCUGCACCAGUACAUCAUGGAGGUCCAAGCCUCAGGUAUUGAGUUGACCGGUGAGAAGGAGGUGGAUCUGGCCACUCAAGUUCAGGAGUUGUUGGAGUUUCUUCACGAGAAACAGCAUGAGCUGGACUUGAGUGCUGAACAUACACAGAAACACCUGGAGCAGCUUGUGCAGCUACGCCACCUACAGGCUGAGGUGAAACAGGUCCUGGGUUGGAUUCGUAACGGCGAGUCUAUGUUGGAUGCCAGUAUGGUGAACGCAAGCUCACUGUCAGAGGCUGAACAACUACAGAGAGAACAUGAACAGUUCCAGCUCGCGAUAGAGUCUUUGUUCCAUGCUAACUCUCUCCAGAAGACCCAUCAGAGCGCACUCCAGGUGCAGCAGAAGGCUGAGAUCCUGUUACAGGCGGGACACUUCGACCCCGAGGCCAUCCGCAGCUGUGCUGAGAAGGUGGCGGUACACUGGCAGCAGCUCAUGCUGAAGAUGGAGGACAGACUCAAGCUGGUCAAUGCCUCCGUGGCCUUCUACAAGACAUCAGAACAGGUGUGUAGUGUGCUGGAGAGUCUGGAGCAGGAGUACCGCCGAGAUGAGGACUGGUGUGGAGCUCAUGAUAAACUGGGAUCUUCAGCAGAGACGGAUCAUGUUCUGCCUCUCAUCAGCAAACACCUGGAGCAGAAAGAGGCUUUUCUCAAGGCAUGUACUCUGGCCAGGCGAAAUGCUGAGGUUUUCCUGAAAUACAUCCAUCGAAAUAACGUCAGCACUCAGGGGUCAUCCACCAACACCCGCGGUCCUGAGCAACAGGUCAAAGCCAUCCUGAACGAACUGCUACAGAGGGAAAACAGGGUUCUGCAUUUCUGGACCAUGAAGAAGCGGUGUUUGGAUCAGUGUCAGCAGUAUGUGGUGUUUGAACACAGUGCCAAACAGGCACUCGAGUGGAUACAGGAGGCAGGAGAGGUCUAUCUCACCACUCACACGUCCCCCGGAGACUCUGUGGAGAAAUCUCAGGAGCUGCUGAAAGAAUAUGAUGAAUUCCGCAUCUCUGCCAAGCAAACUAAGGACAAAGUGAAGAUGCUGAUCCAGCUGGCAGAUAAUUUCGUGGAGAAGGGACACAUGCACGUCACGGAGCUGAAGAAGUGUGUGACGGCAGUGGACAAGCGCUACAGAGACUUCUCCCUGCGCAUGGGCAAAUACCGCUGCAGUCUGGAGAGCGCGCUGGGCAUCAGCUCGGAGGAUAAUAAGGAUCUGGAGUUGGAUAUUAUCCCAGCCAGUUUGACCGACCCAGAGGUCAAACUGCGUGACCCCAACCAUGAGGUGAACGAGGAAAAGAGGAAAUCAGCCCGGAAGAAAGAGUUUAUUAUAGCAGAGCUGUUACAGACAGAAAAGGCUUAUGUGAGGGACAUACAUGAAUGUUUAGAGACAUAUUUGUGGGAGAUGACCAAUGGUGUCGAGGAGAUCCCUUCAGGAAUCGCCAACAAAGAGCACAUCAUUUUCGGAAACAUUCAGGAGAUUUAUGACUUUCACAACAAUAUAUUCCUGAAAGAGCUGAUCAAUUAUGAGCAGUUACCCGAGGAUGUGGGCCAUUGCUUUGUUACAUGGGCUGACAAGUUUAAUAUUUAUGUGACGUACUGCAAAAACAAACCAGAUUCCAGUCAGCUCAUCCUGGAGCAUGCUGGGAGUUUUUUUGACGAGAUUCAGAAGAGACACGGUCUGACCAACUCUAUAUCAUCAUACCUCAUUAAACCUGUGCAGAGAAUCACCAAAUACCAGCUGCUGCUCAAGGAGCUGCUGUCCUGCUGUGAAGAAGGCAAAGGUGAAAUUAAAGAUGGGCUGGAGGUCAUGCUGAGCGUGCCAAAGAGAGCCAACGACGCCAUGCACGUCAGCAUGCUGGAGGGUUUUGAUGAGAAUCUGGAUGUUCAGGGUGAACUCAUCCUGCAGGACACCUUCCAGGUGUGGGACCCCAAAUCCCUGAUCCGUAAGGGACGAGACCGCCACCUCUUCCUCUUCGAGAUCUCCCUCGUCUUCAGCAAAGAGAUCAAAGACUCUGCGGGACGAUCCAAAUACAUCUACAAGAACAAACUACUGACUUCUGAAUUGGGGGUGACAGAGCAUGUGGAGGGAGACCCGUGUAAAUUUGCCCUGUGGGUGGGACGCACACCCUCAUCUGACAACAAGACUGUCCUCAAGGCGUCCAGUAUUGAGGUGAAGCAAGAAUGGAUUAAAAACAUCCGAGAGGUCAUCCAGGAGAGAAUCAUUCACCUGAAGGGGGCGCUAAAGGAACCGAUCCACGUUCCCAAAAGACCAGCCAAACCCCGCAACAACAGCAAGAGGGACACUGGAGAUGAUGCUGACAGUCAGGGAGAUGGCAGCAGUCAGCCGGACACCAUCUCCAUCGCAUCUAGAACCUCGCAGAACACUGUGGACAGUGACAAG